AUGCCGUGGAGAACACGUAUCUGGGACGAACGCUGCGACGCUGCCACGAAGGAAGACUUCCGCCACGCUGCAGCACGGCAUAAGGAACGAAGACAAGCAUUGAGAGCAGCCCAACCCAUCGAUACGAGUGCCUUUGAGCAACAGCAAGAGUCAGGGCUGCUUUCUCUGCCGCCAGAGAUCAGAAAUGUCAUCUACGAAUACGUCUUUGGUCAUGGCACAAUCCACUUGACCCAAAGAAAGUGUACGGCAGCUGACAACAUCUCGCUUCACUGGAGUGGCCCCUUUACGCGAGUGACCAGUAUCGACGAUGAGGGUCACCCGAAGCACGAACCUUACGUACAGUAUCAGAAGUCCACGUAUUCAGUCUGCCAACAUCCUGGAGAGUGGGACACGGCUUAUCGACUCAGCAAGAAGCCAUUUGCUGAGAGCAAUACUCCUGCCAAUGCAGUGUUGGACAUUGGUGUGGGCGAGUACGGACCUUCUCGUCGCAAGCUUCGCGCCUAUGCGCAUCGACAUACCAGGUGCACCAUUCCGACCUUCGAGAUGCAUGAACAGAACGGGAGAAGUGGAGAUACUGGAUGA
Messenger RNA from Fulvia fulva, 582 nucleotides. RefSeq lists its product as uncharacterized. The record is from RefSeq and is a predicted model, not a curated record. The transcript has a single exon. NCBI's taxonomy places the organism in Eukaryota, Fungi, Ascomycota, Dothideomycetes, Mycosphaerellales, Mycosphaerellaceae. The coding region runs from base 1 to 582 and encodes 193 amino acids.